GGCGUUGUAACUUAGUUCGGCAAUCUUAGCGCCGCAGCCGUCGAUAACCGUUGUCAUUGCGCAGCGAAGGAUUGAAGCAAUUUUUCACUGAUUAGUGUGUCUCAUCUCGGUAUGUUUGUGGAGUUCUCGUGGUUGCGAAGCUAGAAAAUGCGUGGAGACUGUUGGAAAGUUUGGUGUGAUUGCCCUACUAGUGUCAGGUGACAGUACUUCAGAUUGUCGGACAGGUGAUGCUGUAAACGCGGUUCGUGUGCGCGCCAGGAUAGAACAAUGCCUGCUCCAGACUUCAAAGCUGAUCGUGAGCGAUGCAAGGAAUUUUUGAGGAGCUACAUUGGAGACGAUGGGACCCUCAAAUACAUGAAAAUGCUGCAACAAGUGGCGAAUCGGAAACUGAAGGCCGUGGAAAUCAAUCUCGGCGACGUCAAAGACGCAAAGGACGCAGAUCUGAGUUUUGUUGAAAGAAUCCGCACCAAUGCAAGGCGUUACGUGGGACUUUUUGCCGAUGCCAUUGACGACUUGCUUCCAGAACCGAAUAUACCUCUUGCUAGAGAUGACGACUUUGAUGUGUUCCUUAGCCAACGCACAGAAGAGGUGCCGGAGCAGAUGGAUGUGGUUGACCCUCUGCACAAGCUGCCGCCUGAGAUUAAACGAUACUUCGAAGUUUAUAUAAAAAGCGAGGACAAAAAUGCUGCCUUAGCAUUGCGGGGUGUAAAGGCUAGCCAUAUUGGUUGGCUUGUCAAAGUAAGAGGUAUCAUCACCAGAUGUACUGACGUGAAGCCAUUGAUGCAAGUUGCGACGUAUACAUGUGAGACCUGUGGGUACGAGAUCUAUCAGGAAGUUACUUCACGCUCAUUCAUGCCUAUUUCCGAAUGCCCAUCUGUACGUUGCCGUACGAACAAUGCUAAGGGUAUGCUGUCUCUGCAAGUCAGAGGGUCGAAGUUCACCAAGUUCCAGGAGGCCAAAAUUCAGGAGCUAGCUGAUCAAGUGCCGAAGGGCCACAUUCCACGCACCAUGACUGUACAGAUCCGUGGAGAGCUCACCCGGUUGGUUGGGCCAGGAGACCUGGUUGAAAUUUCAGGGAUCUUCUUGCCUACUCCAUACACGGGUUUCAGGGCUAUGCGUGCUGGCCUUGUCGCUGACACUUACUUGGAAGCAAUGUCGAUUAUUCAGACCAAGAAACGUUAUGACGAGUAUGUGCUGAAAGAUGUCGAGCAGGAUCUUAUUCGGAAUCUUUCUGAAGAUGGGGACAUCUACUCAAAGUUGUCUUCUUCAAUAGCUCCUGAAAUUUUUGGGCAUGAAGAUGUCAAAAAAGCCCUGUUGUUACUUUUGGUGGGAGCUCCUUCUCGGCAACUUUCAGACGGCAUGAAGAUAAGAGGAGAUGUCCAUGUUUGCUUAAUGGGAGAUCCUGGAGUUGCUAAGAGUCAACUGCUAAAGCACAUGGUUAGUGUUGCCCCUAGAGGUGUAUACACUACUGGACGAGGAAGCAGUGGAGUAGGGCUGACAGCUGCUGUACAUAGAGAUCCUGUUACAAAUGAAAUGGUUCUUGAGGGAGGUGCACUGGUGCUUGCAGACAUGGGAAUUUGUGCUAUUGAUGAAUUUGACAAGAUGGAGGAGUCUGAUCGAACAGCCAUACAUGAAGUGAUGGAGCAGCAGACCGUAAGCAUUGCCAAGGCUGGAAUUACAACCUCGUUAAAUGCCCGCACAGCCAUACUUGCUGCUGCCAACCCUGCCUGGGGACGAUACGAUAUGCGAAGAACACCGGCAGAGAACAUCAACUUACCGCCAGCACUUCUCUCUAGGUUUGAUAUCAUGUGGUUGAUACUUGAUCGUGCAGACAUGGACAGUGAUUUAGCUAUGGCAAGGCAUGUUCUUCAUGUGCAUCAACACAGUGCACCCCCUUCACUGGAUUUCACACCCCUUGACUCUUCUACGUUGAGGGCAUAUAUUUCUUCUGCAAGACAAGUGAUCCCAUAUGUGCCUCGUGAUUUAACCGAAUAUAUGGCGAGUGCUUAUUCUGCCCUUCGCCAGGAAGAAGCGCAAAGCGAUGCACCUCAUUCUUAUACAACAGCACGUACGCUUCUCAGUAUUAUUCGUCUCUCUGAGGCGCUCGCAAGACUUCGAUUUUCGAAUGUGGUGGCUCAAAGUGAUAUCGAUGAAGCCUUGCGUCUUAUGCAAAUGUCAAAGUUCUCUUUAUAUACUGAUGAGCGCAAGAAGAGUGGAUUAGAUCCCAUUUCCGACAUCUAUUCUAUUAUCCGAGAUGAAGCUGCUAGGGCACGUACAAUGGACGUCAGCUAUAAUUCUGCUCUUAACUGGAUUUCAAGAAAGGGUCACUCACAGGCUCAACUUAAAGAGUGCCUAGAAGAAUAUGCAGCCCUUAACGUGUGGCAAAUCAAUCCAACCAAUUUCGAUAUCCAUUUUGUGGAUGCGUGAGAUCUGAUGUAGGCAUUGUACGCUGUGUACAUAGAAAGCUCGGAUUCUUAUUGAGGAGAUAUUUACUGGUCGCUGCAUAUAUGAUGAACAUCCAAGGUGCUCAUUUAUGAUUAACUUCAUCUGUAUGUCAGUAGUGAAGGUUGAAAAUACACGAUUGUUUAUCCCAUCGAUAUGGUGAGUCAGAAUCGCAAACCUUAGAUUCGCUCAAUAGUGCAGUAAGUUUUCGGACAAAUGGUGCGUGUUUCAAUGAGCUCCAGUUUUUUGGAGCCCUGAUUAGGCUUCAAUCACCUCCAUUGACUUCAGUCUUGCGGUGGUUGUUUUUUCUCAACUUAGAAAAGCUUGCACUAGGUAGAAGAUUAGGACAUGUAAAACCGAAAAUGCUUUAGUUUUUGAAAUCACCCUUGCUCGGCUGCUGGUCUAUUCUCGAAGCAGUUCUUUGGAAACCGUGGGAGCAAGAUGAUGGGAAGAACUGAUUGACUUUGGGUAUAUUUCAAGCAGUACAACAUUUUCAUUAGAACCCAUCCGCAGUACAACGUCCCAGCGAGGCUUUCCAGCAUAGAAGAUCUCAUGAAGUGACAAACCAGUUCGUCUGAGUCUUCUACUAGUCACUGAGCAGUGAUCUAGCCGUAGACUACUGCAGUGAGUUGUCAUUGCUACUUUUUGACGGUUACAGAAACUGUCAUUAUGCAACUUACGAUGAUGCCCACCUUAUUCAGAUUGGUUGUAACAUGGUUUUCGCUGCGCUUAAGUGGGCAUCCAAUUCAAAGCUUGCUUCACCUUUA
Molecule: messenger RNA, 3209 nt
Organism: Physcomitrium patens
Lineage: Eukaryota; Viridiplantae; Streptophyta; Bryopsida; Funariales; Funariaceae
Product: DNA replication licensing factor MCM7
Biological process (GO): DNA strand elongation involved in DNA replication; DNA replication initiation; DNA replication
Cellular component (GO): nucleus; MCM complex
Molecular function (GO): single-stranded DNA helicase activity; single-stranded DNA binding; ATP binding
Source: RefSeq, a predicted model, not a curated record